This is a messenger RNA of Daldinia childiae, 396 nucleotides long. RefSeq names its product Oligomycin resistance ATP-dependent permease YOR1. The transcript has a single exon. Lineage: Eukaryota; Fungi; Ascomycota; Sordariomycetes; Xylariales; Hypoxylaceae. The record is from RefSeq and is a predicted model, not a curated record. Bases 1 to 396 code for a protein of 131 amino acids.
AUGGCGCUAGCACGUGCCCUGGUCCGCGGGUCCCAGAUCAUCGUGUGCGACGAAGCGACGUCUUCGGUGGACAUGGAGACGGAUGACAAGAUCCAGAAGACGAUGGCAGUCGGGUUUCGCGGCAAGACGCUCCUGUGUAUUGCGCACCGGCUACGCACUAUUGUCGGGUACGAUAGGAUAUGUGUUAUGGAUGCGGGACGGAUUGCAGAGUUGGAUUCGCCGAUUGAACUUUGGAGAAACGGGGGUAUAUUUAGGAGUAUGUGCGAUAGGAGUGGUAUUCGGGAGGAGGAUAUUUUGAUGGCUAUGAGGGGGCUCAGGGGGGAGGGAGAGGAGGACUUGAGUGAAGAUAUAGGGGAAGGGUCGAGAGGGAAGAGCGAGAAGGAUGAUGAGAUUUAG